UUUAUGGUUGGGCCCCCAUUUUAUUAAUAGCAACAGGGUUUUUAGGAUUACUAAUUUCAGUUUCCUUAGAUGCCAUACAUGUUUCAAAUGUUGGAUCAAUUGGGCAAGGAAGAGGACAAAAUAAAUAUAUACGAUCAAUAAUAGUUGUACUAUCAGUAAUACUUAUUGGCAUAACAGUAAUUGCAGCAGUAAAUGGAUGAGAAAAAUAUGCUUAGUUAUUUUAUGUAGCCUCCAUAGGUUCAGAUGAAUUUGAAUUACUAUCCACAAUAGGUGAUAUCUAAUGUAUCAGAUGAAAUGAACAUCAAAGAUAAUCAAUUUGAUGAAUAAUGA
This is a messenger RNA of Paramecium octaurelia, 330 nucleotides long. NCBI's taxonomy places the organism in Eukaryota, Ciliophora, Oligohymenophorea, Peniculida, Parameciidae. The record is from the annotation of a GenBank genome assembly.